This is a messenger RNA of Tilletiopsis washingtonensis, 894 nucleotides long. RefSeq lists its product as hypothetical. The record is from RefSeq and is a predicted model, not a curated record. The transcript is spliced from 4 exons. Gene Ontology annotation, biological process: glucan catabolic process. Lineage: Eukaryota; Fungi; Basidiomycota; Exobasidiomycetes; Entylomatales. Gene Ontology annotation, molecular function: hydrolase activity, hydrolyzing O-glycosyl compounds. Bases 1 to 894 code for a protein of 297 amino acids.
AUGGCUGACACUCCCCUUCCUUCCAGCUACACCAACGGCCUCGUCGUGUACCAGUCGCAGCAGGCCGCCACGCAGCUCAACAUCACCAGCGUCGAGGGCGGCGAGUUCUUCAUGCGCGUCAGCACGCAGCAGAGCGCCACCGAGGGCCGCCCGAGCGUGCGCAUCGAGAGCAAGAAGCUGUACGCCGACGGCGUGUAUGUCCUCAACGUCUCGCACGUGCCCGUCGGCUGCUCGACGUGGCCCGCCUUCUGGACGACGACGGCGGAGCAGGACGGCAAGUGGCCCAUCGGCGGCGAGAUCGACAUCAUCGAAAACGCCAACGACGAAUUCGCGGGCGCGCUCACGACGCUGCACACCAACUCGGGCUGCAGCAUCGCCGCCUCCAUCCCCGCACAGAGCGCCACGGUGCUGCACACCAACUGCUCGGCCUACAACCCGGACCGCACGGGCUGCCAGUCGGAGAUGAACGGCACGUCGGUGCCCACGUGGGGCGCCGCGCUGAACCGCGCCGGCGGCGGCUUCUUCGCCAUGGCGCGCAGCUUCGGCACGACGGGCAAGGGCGUGCGUGUGUGGUACUGGGCGCGCGGCAGCGAGCCGAGCGACCUGCAGCGCGGCAGCACGGCGGUGAACCCGGAGAACUGGGGCAAGCCCAAUGUCUGGUACGACGUGGCGCAGCAGUGCCACCAGGACUUCAACCAGCACAAGAUCGUCUUUGACACGACGCUCGGCGGCGACUGGGCGGGCAACACGUACGAGCGCUCCGGCUGCCAGGCGCAGUACGGCCCGAUUACGGACCAGGUCUCGAUGAACGGCAGCAGCUACGACGAGGCCUACUGGGCCGUCGGCGGCCUGCGUGUCUUCGCCUCGGGCGGCGGCAACGAGAAUGCCGCGUAA